Molecule: messenger RNA, 381 nt
Organism: Salvia miltiorrhiza (redroot sage)
Lineage: Eukaryota; Viridiplantae; Streptophyta; Magnoliopsida; Lamiales; Lamiaceae
Exons: 2
Coding region: 1-381 (126 amino acids)
Cellular component (GO): nucleolus
Source: RefSeq, a predicted model, not a curated record
AUGUCAGCUUAUGAAAAUGUUGUUACUGGCAAGCUGAGGCUGAAGGGUAAAGCUUUGGAUGUAAGGAACGCAGCAGGUAUCAGAAAGAAAAGGAAGCACAAAGAGCGAAAUAUCCUAUCAUAUCAUGAUGCCGGGCACGAUCAAUUGACAGAUGAAAACAACGCGUUGGUAUCAGAUAGCACAUACCCGGAUGGAGAUGGAGGAGAGGACGAGCGGCUGACUCCAGCAGAAAGACGCUACAUGGAACAGCGGCAAAAAAUCGAGCUGGAGAGACUUGCGAAGGCUGCUAAGAAGUCUCACCGUGAUCGUAUUCAAGAAUUUAAUCAGUAUUUGGCUAAUCUGAGCGAGCACUAUGACAUCCCCAAAGUUGGGCCUGGCUAA